Messenger RNA from Anguilla rostrata (American eel), 2864 nucleotides. RefSeq names its product protein kinase, AMP-activated, beta 1 non-catalytic subunit, b (gene prkab1b). Gene Ontology annotation, molecular function: protein kinase binding. Gene Ontology annotation, cellular component: nucleotide-activated protein kinase complex; nucleus; cytoplasm. The transcript has 8 exons. The record is from RefSeq and is a predicted model, not a curated record. Gene Ontology annotation, biological process: signal transduction. The coding region runs from base 307 to 1113 and encodes 268 amino acids. NCBI's taxonomy places the organism in Eukaryota, Metazoa, Chordata, Actinopteri, Anguilliformes, Anguillidae.
AAACCCGUCAUUGUAAUUUUAUCGUAUGAGAAAAUUGAGCAUCAACAUAUUGUGAAUGAAAUAAAUGCGUGAGAUUAUUGCGAGCCUGUAUAAAUCUGCGCAUUUCUCAAUAAAUUGUGUGAGAAAGCGAAUCCGGAAGAGUGGAGGACGACUGUGCCGUAUAAUGACGUAGACGAUUAUUAUUGUUGAACUCUAAGCAAAAUGGCGAAAUAAGGAAAGAGCUAAUUAGCUGGAAAGGUGACAACACAACAGGGAGACACACAUUAAAACGAAGGAAAGACUGUUUGCAAUUUGGAGGCAGGGAUCAUGGGAAACACCAGCAGCGAGAGGGGCAGUAUGGGCCACGGCGAGAAGACACACCGACGGGACAGCCGAGGAGCCAAGGAGGGGGAUCGGCCAAAAAUCCUACUGGACAGCUCUGAGGAUGCGGAUAUCUUUCAUGCAGAGGACAUAAAGGCUCCUGAGAAAGCAGAGUUCCUAGCCUGGCGCCAGGACCUCGAGGCCAGCGACAAGGGCCCGACUCAAGCCAGACCCACCGUGUUCCGCUGGAAAGGGGCCGGCAAAGACAUCUUCCUUUCUGGAUCAUUCAACAACUGGGCCAACAAGAUCCCCCUGACCAAGAGUCACAACAACUUUGUGGCAAUACUGGAUCUUCCGGAAGGAGAGCACCAGUACAAGUUCUAUGUCGAUGGACAGUGGACCCAUGAUCCAGCAGAGCCUACGGUGACCAACCACCUGGGCACAGUCAACAAUGUCAUCCAGGUGAAGCAGACGGACUUCGAGGUGUUCGACGCUCUUAUGGUCGACUCGCAGAAGUGCUCAGAUAUGUCAGAUCUGUCCAGCUCCCCGCCUGGGCCCUACCACCAGGACCCCUACGUGUCCAAGCUGGAGGAGAAGUUCAAGACCCCCCCCAUCCUGCCCCCGCACCUGCUGCAGGUCAUCCUCAACAAGGACACUGGAAUCUCUUGUGACCCUGCUUUGCUCCCGGAGCCCAACCACGUGAUGCUCAAUCACCUGUAUGCCCUGUCCAUCAAGGAUGGUGUUAUGGUCCUCAGUGCCACCCACCGUUACAAGAAGAAGUAUGUUACUACUCUGCUCUACAAGCCCAUAUGACCAAAGGACACAGCAGAUUCCUUAGCAGAAAUCUUACUCAUUUUAUAGUUAUAUUUUUAAGGAACUUUUUUCUUUCUUUCUUAAUCGACAAAGAGUCUUCCAUCAUUCCUUCCAUCAUUCCUUGUGUAAAAGGUUGUCCGUCCGCCUGUUCAUCCAUUGGUCCAAUCAUGGGCCUUGGCUCUUGCGAUGGUCAUGUGACCUCAUGACUGAUUGGACACAUUUUCUCCCUUUUCCAUGGCAGUGCUCUGAAAAGUGCCUCAUCCAUGAUUGGUUGUAGUUGUGUCCAGUGUUCUAUGAAUGGAAAGGAGGGCUUUGUUAGACCUAAAUAUUACCCAGUGCCUCCGUUAACCGUAAAUAAUAAAGGAUGCGUGUGUUAGAUUUGAUAGGUGGGGCAUGAAUGUGCUGAGAUAUUUAAACUAUUUCCAAGGAAAUCCAGGCAAGUUUGUACAGGAUCGUGCAGAAGCACCUGUGGUUGAUGUCAUUUUUCAGCUGUGACAGACCUCAUCACCCAACAGCUCCUGCCCAUUGUCCCUUCAUGGCAGUUUAGAAAGUCUGCAGCACCAAUACACAAUGCCUUGUGUUUAGAAACAAGUCGCUUUUGAACGAUCACGUAGAAGGGUGGUUGUAUUGUAGAGGCUCAGAAAUGGCACCCCACUAUGCGUGUUGGGUUGUGCGGAUUCUAAACCUGAUUUUUACCCCCCGGUGAAGAGUGCAAUUAUUCUUUUUUUUAUUUUUAAUUGGACUGUAUUGAAUGAAUGGAAAUACCGUAGUGGCCUUUGGGUCAGUAAGUUAGGUGACAGACAGGGUGCUCCUCUGAAGUGGUAGGCUGUCAGCCUGCGUGUAAACAGCUUCACCUCCUCCUGUCUGACCCUUGCAAAUCCACAAGGUUUGGAGGCACUGAUCGUAGGUACAGCGUAUGCACCAGUCCUCUCCUAAUGCUGUCAUGAUGAAACCUAGAUCUGAAAAGUCUGUAUUCUCCAGUUUUGUUCAUUUGCAUUUCAGUGAUUUCCACGAUCCUUGAAAACUCUUUAUUUUCAAUGUGAGUUUUCUGUAUCCCACGGUGAUAACUCGUGGAAAACCUUUGCCAAAUUUUAAUCGAAGGUCAUUCAUUUUUAUUGCAAGUACUAAUAUAUGUGAACUUGUAAACUCGCUCACUUGAUGUCAUUUAUUAUCAAGCUCAGCCGUGUCAGUGUGGCGAUACUGGGAACAAAUUAGCUGUGGUACAGCAUUCUCAUUGCCAAAGGUUAUUUUAGGCUCGUAAUCAGAGACAGGAGUAUCUACAAGUGUGUCCACGCACACACUGCAUAUUUUUAAAAAUAAUCAAUUCCUAAAUGUAUUUCCCCACACAGUUCCUUCUCCAAAUUUUCACGAAAUGAUCUACGGUAGCUAUACACUCUAGAAAAAGAAAACAAUCUUUCAUCGAUCCUUAAAAAGUAAUGGAAAAUAUGUAUUUGAUCCGAGAGGUAUCCCUGUGGUUUUUUUUAAGUGUAUGGAGACCUGCAUAAACAAAUUGAAGACUUUGUUCCUGUGGAAGAUAUCAGUGUGUAAUUUUGGGAGCCGAAACAGCUGCCUGCAGGGAAACUCUCCACCUGCUCCCUCUAAAAUACACAGACGCAUGCACAGGUCAAACAGUGCGCUACCUUGUCUCAUGUUUUUUUUUGUGUGUGUGUAAUGAAAACACUGUAGUUUUUGAAAUGUAUGUACUCCGACACUUUUCUUGGCCACAUGACUGAAUAAACGUUUGUAUACCA